UUUGUCAGUAAAAGAAAUUUCCUUUGCGGAAAAUUGUAUUUUACGAGUGAGUUUUUCUUUAGACUUGGGAUAGAAUUCUUGCAGUUUGCGAAGUAUUGUAGAUGGUAGCGGUGCUUGCUGAGUGAGAGACCACGCUACAUAUGGUGCCAUUGGUGGUGUAACCAUGGCUACGAAGACUCGCAACAAGGCAGAGUAUCUGCUCAGCCUUGUAAAGAGGAACGAUCAUCAGGAGUUGAAAAAGGAAAUCCUUCAGGAGGACGGUACUUUGAAGGAAGGUGUGGAGGAGCUCACAUGUACCACCCACAUUGGAGAGGAAGAGACAUUAUUGGGUCGGUUGCUAUUCUAUGCCUGCAAUAACGGCUCGCUGGAGUGUGCCUGCAUCCUUGCAGACUGUUGCGGAGAAACUGUGAUCAACCAGUUGUAUCUCUAUGAUACUCGAUUUUCAAGGUGCACUCCACUACAUGUAGCAUGUUGGGUGGGUUACAUCGAUAUUGCCAAGUACCUUGUCAAGUGUAAAGCCAAGGUGGACAAGACUGAUUCGCUCGGUCGAUCUCCUGUUCAUGACGCCGCUUUCACUGGCCAUCUGGAAGUCGUCAAGUAUUUACUAGAACUCCAACCCGAGACUGUCUCUGCGGCGGAAAACGAUGGUGACCUUCCUGUUCAUCGUGCUGCCUAUAAAGGAAAGCUAGACGUCGUCAAGUAUCUACUAGAUCUCCAACCAGACACGAUCUCUGUAAAGAGCAACAACGGUGGCAUUCCUGUUCAUCACGCCGCUUUCGGUGGGCAUCUGGAAGUCGUCAAAUAUCUACUGGAACUCCAACCCGAGACUGUCUCUGCGAAGAACAACGUAGGUGAACUUCCUGUUCACGCUGCUGCCUAUAAUGGAAUGCUAGACGUCGUCAAGUGUCUACUAGAUCUCCAACCAGACACGAUCUCUGUAAAGAACAACAUCGGUCGCAUUCCUGUUCAUCACGCCGCUUCCGGUGGGCAUCUGGAAGUCGUCAAAUAUCUACUGGAACUCCAACCCGAGACUGUCUCUGAGAAGGACAAAGCAGGUGACCUUUCUGUUCAUUUCGCUGCCCAUAAAGGAAAGCUAGACGUUGUCAAGUAUCUACUAGAUCUCCAACGAGACAUGAUCUCUGUAAAGAACAAUGUAAGUUGA
Sycon ciliatum is the source of this 1162-nucleotide messenger RNA. RefSeq names its product ankyrin-1-like. Gene Ontology annotation, molecular function: protein binding. Bases 164 to 1162 code for a protein of 332 amino acids. Gene Ontology annotation, biological process: protein localization to ciliary inversin compartment. The record is from RefSeq and is a predicted model, not a curated record. Lineage: Eukaryota; Metazoa; Porifera; Calcarea; Leucosolenida; Sycettidae. The transcript has 10 exons. Gene Ontology annotation, cellular component: ciliary inversin compartment.